Priceomyces carsonii is the source of this 3060-nucleotide messenger RNA. RefSeq lists its product as uncharacterized. The record is from RefSeq and is a predicted model, not a curated record. Lineage: Eukaryota; Fungi; Ascomycota; Pichiomycetes; Serinales; Debaryomycetaceae. Gene Ontology annotation, cellular component: cytoplasmic stress granule. Bases 1 to 3060 code for a protein of 1019 amino acids. The transcript has a single exon. Gene Ontology annotation, molecular function: mRNA binding.
AUGUAUCCACAUUAUCAACAGAAUGUAUAUUAUGGACAUCCUGAUCCAAGAUAUUUUCUGUCGCAUGAGUUGACUAGUCAGCCUUUGACUCCAAUAGAUCUCGCAUACAGUCAUUCUAUGUUACCUUCCAAUUUGUUGAUGAAUUCGCCAUAUCAAAGGCAAUACAUGCCACCCCAGGGAUCAUUUUUUUAUCCUCCAAAUCCAACUCCGAACAUGGCUUCUCCAUCCCUGUCUCCUUACUUGACACAACUAAGUUCCAAUAGUAACUUGGAUCAAUUGAAUUUAUCACGGACUAUUAUACUCAAAAAUUUAUCUAACGAUCUUACCCUCAAUGAGUUACUCGAUGAAAUUGACUACGGUCCUAUCGAAUAUUGUAAAAUGUUUUCAAAGCCAGCUCCUUCCCAUAUGAAAGAUGUGGAUAAUCUCAAAUGCUGCUACAUAUCAUUUAUCAACUCGAAGGUUGCAGUAAGCUUUCAAUUGAAGUACGCGAAGAACCUACAUAAUUUAACGAAGUUGAAAGAGAAGCUCAAAAAUUCAAAAUACUUGAAAAUAUCGCUAAAUGAUCCUAAUGCUAACAAUUCCUCGAGCAUUAAUAAACAAGAUUAUAUCAAGUUGAAAACUUUGAAUUAUAUUAUGGAGUUGAAUGCAACUAGAUGCCUUGUUGUCAAAGCUUGUUUGAGUUCUAGCUCAUUGUUCCAACAACUUGAUAAUGAUAUACUUGAAAAGUGUAGAAACUAUGGUGAAGUUGAAGACUACAGAAAGUAUUUUAAUGAAGAAAAACUGGAAGUGAAGGUGAUAGUGCAUUUUACAUCAAUUGAUGCUUCUAUUAAAACUUACGAAUAUUUUUUAAAAAAAAUACAAAGCGAUAAACAGGAUCAGAUUGACCAAGAAGGAGCAGAACCUCAUGAAAGCAUCAAAUUCGAACAUGUCUCUUUCCACAAAGAUAGAUGCGACAGAACUAUUAUUGACAAGAUUAAACCUCAUUCUCUUCUGGUUCAAAAAAACGAACAGCUAAAUAAUCUAGUAGCUAGAGAUCAAAAAUUGGCUACAAUUGAAAAGAGCGAUGAGGAUUCACUCAAUAGAGCUUUAGAGAAUAAUGAAUCAUUAAGAAGCACGUUGGUAUCGAACAAAAUUGAUGAUUCAGAAGUAACUACUAGCAACGAUAAUAUAAUUCCACUGGAUAUAUCAUGUUCGAGUAGCACGUCGCCGAUAGUGGAUUCUGCUAAUGUUUCAUUUACAUCACUAAAACAGAAUGGUCAUCAUUCCGGAAACUUGACGCCGUCUAUGACACCACAUAUGAGGCUUCAUGCCCAUGGAGGUCAACUACCGCCAACGGCACCAUCACCAUCGUACCAAAUAAAUCCUGAUCCUUUUAAUAUUGGAAAUCGUGCGAUUUAUUUGGGAAACUUACAUCCAAACACUACUGUUGAAGAAAUUGCAAACAAUGUUCGAGCUGGUGGCUUAGUUGAAUCCAUUAAAUUUCAUCCUGACAAGAGAGUUUGCUUCAUAACUUUCAUUGAUCCGACUGUUGCUUUGAAGUUUUAUGUUAACCAUCAAGUGUUGCAUCAAUUGAUAAUACAUGGUUACGAUAUCACGGUUGGGUGGGCAAAGAAUCACUCAGGACCACUAAGCAGAGAUAUUUCCUUAGCUGUCACUGCGGGUGCAUCCAGAAAUGUAUACAUUGGCAUUAAAAUAAAUAAAGAAGUGAAUCCUGAAGAGAAGUUACAGCUACCUAGUGAUCAAGAGUUGAGACAUGAUUUCAGCCGUUUUGGGGAGAUAGAACAAAUAAACUUUUAUCACAAUAAGGACUGCGGAUUUUUGAACUUUUUGAAUAUUCUGGAUGCGAUCAAAUUGGUGGAAUUGUUUGAAACAGAUUCUAUUGCAACAAUAAAUCGAAUCGUGAAAGACGACGGUGCGUUCUACAACAAGUAUAAGAAUUACAAAAUAAGUUUCGCCAAAGACAGAUGCGGUAAUCCCCCUAAAUUCAGCUUCAGAAAGCGUCCUGCAAACCUUGGGAGGAAAUCAAGUAAAGAUGAAGAGAGAGAACAGAGGACAUCGAGCUCCAAGCCUAGUGGCCCUAUGUCGGAAGAAGCCGCAAUGGUAUUUGGCAUCAUUAGUAACGGUGAAAAUAACGAGGAGCUUAGUGAAGACGCUGUGAGCACAGCACAGACUCAACUGUCCUUAGACAAACCUUCCUCUGCUGAGGCUUCUUUCAAAACAGAAGAAGUUUGUUUUAAAGAUGACGACAUAAGAACAAGUAAAGAGGGUUUGAAAAAGGAAAAUAUUAGCUCUAUUGAUCGUGUGAAUUAUCUGACAAAGAAAAAAGAUGUUAAGAAAGAUAAGGAGGGACAUCAUAUUGAAGAUCAAAGGGAAGGAAAGUGUGACAAAGAAGGUUUCAGCUGUGACAAAGAAGGUUUCAGCGAUCAUGAAGAUACUGAUACAGAUAAAAAGGAUAAAAAUAUUGACGGUAGUGAUCUUGAUGGCGAGGAAGAAGAAGAAGAAGAAGAAGAAGAUGAUGAUGAUGAUGAUGAUAACAUUUCUAUCAUCAUUGAAUCAGAUGGAACAACGUCUACCAAUACCCCAAAUCACUUUAAAAGGGGGACUAGAAAGGUAUAUCAUAAUAAAUUCAACUCCACUGAGUCUUUUGGCCCGAUAAGAAAUUCAUCUAGGGCAUCUUCGAGUAGCUCAGCAUCAAAUUAUAUGAAACAUCAUCAUUCUCAACUUAAUUAUGGCUCACCUUUCUCCCAGCAGCAGCAACUUUACUUUAAUCAUCGGGGAGGAGUGAGAGCACAUCCUCAAGCUGCACCAAUGUAUGCAAAUGGAUAUGCAAAUAACUAUUAUAUGCAAUACCCACAAGUUCCUCCUCCGCCUUUUCCUCUUAACUCAAUGAAGAAUCAGUAUUCGAGUUCUGGAUCUCAAGUAAUGGCUCAAUAUCUUGCGAAAUCUCAGCACGAUAAUUUGUACUAUGCUGCAAGUAUAUUAUCCAAUGAUGUUGAAGAUGAGUAUGAUAGUGAUUAUAUACAAAGACCCCGCUAUUCAAGAUCCAACUCCAGAAGGUAG